UGCAUGCAAACACAGAUGAGCGGCGUGGAUAAAACUGUUCUAGACCUUGUGAAGGUCCAUGGAGGUGGACAAAACAGUGAUGAUGAUGAGGGUGGUGGAGGGCAGUCCAAAUAUGGUGAGAAUAGGGAAGGGAAAGACGAGCUGUUACAGAAGCCAUUCCAGAAAGGAAAACACACCAAGGUGGCCCAUAAAAAUGUUGCUGCCCACGAAUGGGACAGAGAGGAAGCCAGAAACCGACGGCAACACCUGAUAUCAAUGAACGCUUUUGAGCGUCAUAAGAAGUUCGUCAGCGAUUACAUUCUGUACUAUGGAGGAAAGUUUGAGGACUUCAGACGAUCCAUGUCUAAAGAUAAGACAGAUCUGGAUGUGGUGAGAGAGAACCACCGUUUCCUGUGGAGAGAGGAGGAUGAGGAGGAUAUGACAUGGGAGAAAGAGCUCGCAAAGAAAUACUACGAUAAGCUCUUCAAGGAGUACUGUAUUGCUGACCUCAGCAGAUACAAAGAAAAUAAGUUUGGAUUUAGGUGGCGCAUUGAAAAUGAAGUAAUAUCUGGAAAAGGCCAGUUCCAUUGUGGAAACAAGCGCUGUGAGAAUAAGGAGGGUCUGAAGAGCUGGGAGGUGAAUUUUGCCUAUGUGGAGCAGGGGGAGAAGAGGAACGCCCUGGUGAAGCUGCGUCUGUGUCCAGAGUGUUCCUUCAAACUCAAUUAUCAUCACAAGAGAAAGGAAGUAACGGUGAAGAAGAGACGACGAUCGAAAGAGAAUAUGGACAAGUCAGUCUUAAAGAAAUCCAAAUCAUCCAGAAAGCAGAAGCGCAAACACAAAAAGAGGCGCAAAGAAUACUCAUCUUCAAGUUCAGAGGAGACCCAAGAUUCAGAUAAAGAUGCAAAGAGUGAAGAAGAAGAAGAGGGUCCUUCAGAAUCAGACCACUGGAGGGGCCCAGCGCCCACUGUGGAGGAGAAGUCACGGGAGGAAGUGUUUGAUGAGUAUUUUGAAGACAUGUUUCUCUGAGUCGAGGAAAGGAAAAUCCAAAAGAAUCUCAUGCCUACUGUUUUCUUUUUAUAUCGGUUUUGUUUUUUGAGAAGAAUAGUUUGAUUACAAUUUGUUGAUUGUUAUUUACGUUUUUUGUAAUAAUUUCUACUGGGUCUCAUUCAUGCAUUAAAAAAAUCGCAUUUGAUGAAUUGUAUACAUGUGUUUGUAAAACACAUUAGGCCUUAUUCAUAAAACAUUACCAUGAUUUGUGUAUGUGA
Molecule: messenger RNA, 1244 nt
Organism: Cyprinus carpio (common carp)
Lineage: Eukaryota; Metazoa; Chordata; Actinopteri; Cypriniformes; Cyprinidae
Product: protein FRA10AC1 homolog
Biological process (GO): dephosphorylation
Molecular function (GO): phosphatase activity
Source: RefSeq, a predicted model, not a curated record